AUGGAAUCUUCGAGUCUGACCGGCCGUCAGCAGCCGGACACGUCUGCUGCUGACGUUAUCGGAGUAGGUUCUUCCACGACGGGUCGAUGUGAUGGCACUGAGGCUGUUCUCGAUAUAAGGCUCCCCGUCAACGGUGUUGAGUCGUCCCCGUGCGGGUUACGCGAUGGCUCUGGUGAAUUGGCGGAGCUUUGCGACCGGGUAUAUGGAAACGGGUUACCAAUUUCGCCAGACCAGCAAGGCUGCGAGCUUCCCCCGAAAAGUUCCCCGCGGAAUGAUGCGAAUGAACGCGGAGGCUUCGGCGGAAAGGGCAGCGGGGCCGGGGCGCGCCUGCGCCUGCCUCGGAGCUGGCAGGCGGGCGCGUUUGUGCUUCCGCCAAGGUGGCUCUGGGGGUACUUUCGGAAGUUCCGCGGAAUCGGGGAGGGUCUUUUUCCGGCGUACCCGAGCUUUAUCGUCGUCUUCUGGUCCUUCAUCGCCUCGUUUAUUGGCAUAGCCCUGUGCGCGUUUCUCGCGUUCAACACGAGCAUGCAGCGGACCCUGAGCCCCUACCCGACCAGCACUAGCAGCAGCACAACUGAAACCGGCCAGCAGCAGCAAGCGUCGUUUAUGAUUGGCUCGUUUGGCGCCACAGCGGUGCUCAUCUUCGGAACCAUUGACUCGCCUCUCUCGCAGCCCCGGAAUGUGGUCCUCGGGAGUGCCGUUUCAGCGGUGAUCGGCGCGCUUAUAGCGGAGAUCUUCGCUAUAGGCGGGCUCGCGUUUCCGAAUACGUCGUGGCUGUGGCUACAGUGCGGUCUUGCGGUUUCCUUAUCCAUAGUGGCCAUGCAGCUGCUGCGUAUCGUCCAUCCCCCUGGGGGUGCUUCAGCACUCAUUGCUGUCAUGUCGCCUCCCUCUCUGCGCUGCCACGGCUUCUUUGUGCUCACUCCCGUGCUGCUGGGAGUGUGUAUCAUGCUCACUGUCGCUCUCUUUGUCAACAAUAUCGCCCGACAGUACCCUCUGUACUGGUGGCGGCCAAUCAUCCUCGACAUUCCCGUGCCAGAGGGCUCCACACAUCACUCCCUGUGCUCACUCACCCACCUGUGCCUCUUCCCUGCUCUUUCCCCAUUCCUAUCCUACCCUUUCUCACCAGGUACCCCCUGUACUGGUGGCGGCCAGUCAUCCUCGACAUUCCCGUGCCAGAGGGCUCCACACACCACUCUCUGUGCUCUCUCACCCACCUGUGCCUCUUCCAGUUCACUUACCUUCCAACCAUUCCUCACUCCUUCCCACUCCUUCCACCCCCCCCUCACCAGGUACCCCCUGUACUGGUGGCGGCCAGUCAUCCUGGACAUUCCCGUGCCAGAGGGCUCCACGCACCACUCUGCCGUGACAGCAGGCGAGGCAUACCACACAAUACAGCACCUGCACGCCGUGCACUCCCCCGUGCACCACGCCUCUUCCCAGCUGCCCUCCCAACAGCCCUCUCAACCGCCCUCUCAGCUGCUGCCGCUGUGCCUGCCUUCAAGCGAUGCACAGCGCGUCCACGCCGUACACUCCCCUGUGCAACCCUCUGUGCAACCCCUCGUGCAACCCGCCGUGCAACCCCCCGUGCACCACGUGACGCUGCGACAGCUGGCGGGGUGCUUCACAGGGUAG
Molecule: messenger RNA, 1629 nt
Organism: Closterium sp. NIES-65
Lineage: Eukaryota; Viridiplantae; Streptophyta; Zygnematophyceae; Desmidiales; Closteriaceae
Source: the annotation of a GenBank genome assembly